UUAUUUUUGUAUGAAAAAUAUAAAAUAUAUAAAUGGCUAAACUAAAAUGGGAAAGGUAAUGGAAUAUGGUUUACUGAAGAAAGAAAAAUGUCAAAGCAUUGAAAUUGAAAUUUGUAAGAAUCAUCGGAUCCGGAGCUGAGAUUCAUCAUCAUCAUCUUCUUCUUCUUCUUCUUCAAGAAUGGGAAUCUCUUGGAGCAACACCAACAGUAACAGUAACAGAAGAAGAAGAAACAAUUACCCACCACCUUUUCCUCCUCCGUACUACUACUCUUCUGAUGCUCAUCCUCCGCAGCUUCCACCGCCGCCGCCGCCUUCUCAGCCCCCACCGCCGCAAGGCUAUUACUUUCCCCCAACCAACCCUUCCACCACUCCCUACGUCGGUACCCAUCCUCUGCCUCCUGCUCCUCCUCCUCAGACCCAUUCCUUCUAUUACUCAAAUGGCUACGCCACCCCUACCGCCGCCGCCACCACCAACGCUCCUAACUAUGCCAAUCGCCUUCACUACCACCCUUACUAUGCAAAUCAGGGUGCUCCCGCCUGGGCCCCUGUUCGCCCCCCCGUUGCUGCUGCCGCCGCCGCAGCUCCACCGCCCUAUGUCGACCAUCAAACCACUAAGAAGAUUAGGAACGACGUGAACUUGCAUAAAGAUACUUUGCGCCUUGAGAUUGACGAGCUCAACCCUGAUCACCACUUGGUUUCUUUCGUUUUUGAUGCCCUCUUUGAUGGCAGAUUUACUAUCUACUACUUAGCCAAAGAAGAAGAAAAGUGUAGGUUUAUUCCACUAUAUCCCGAUGCAUUUGCGCCGAUCUCAUUCCCCUUUCAAAAAGGAGUUGGCCAGAAAUUUUGUCAGCCUCCUGGAACGGGCAUUGACCUUGGUUUCUUUGAGUUAGAGGAUCUUGCAAAGCCCUCACCUGAAGAAGAUCUGUUUCCCCUUGUAAUAUGUGCUGAAACAAGUAUGAGAACUUCAGAAGAUGAAACUUCUGAUGAUUCCACAAUUGAUGCAUCUCCUCACAUGCAAAUAACUCAAGCUGUCUUAGUGAAAAGCAACAGUAUUGGUCCUUUCGAGGUAAAAGUCAUUAGGCAGAUUCUCUGGAUUGAUGGAGUUCGUUAUGAGUUGAGAGAGUUAUAUGGAAUAGGAAGUGGCUCAACAGCUGCAGAUUUUGAUGAUAAUGAUCCUGGGAAGGAGUGUGUAAUAUGCAUGACCGAACCAAAGGACACUGCUGUCUUACCUUGCCGACAUAUGUGUAUGUGCAGCGAGUGUGCAAAAGCAUUACGGCUUCAAUCCAAUAAGUGCCCAAUAUGCCGCCAACCUAUUGAGGAGCUCAUGGAAAUCAAGAUAAACAAUGAUGACAAAUGACAUCUUUCUCUUCAAUCUGAAGUUGAAUUGCAUGGUAUUUUUAUCAUAAUAUAUAUAGUAUUAUGAAUUGCAGUCAGGUAAUAUAUAGUUCUUUUUUUUCUUUUUUCUUAUUUGUAAAUUGCGGUCAAUAAUCUGUUCAUAGUUCAUAUGUAAUUCCAUGAAAAGGAAGUUAGAUAAUAUGUGAUUUUCCCGUCAUUGAGAAUAUUGUUCAUGCCAUGAGAAUAUUGUUCAUGCCAUCGUGUUUUCUUAGUUCUUUGAUUUGUGAGUGAUAUUUGAGAGAGGAUCGUUUGUAUAGAAAUCCUGGUUUGGUCACUGAAAUGCCUAGAAUCUGAAUGAAGGUGAAGCUUCUUAUUCCUAACCUAUGUUUGAAAGGCUUGUUGUAAGCUUAUAUAUGGUGUUGAAUUUUCUUUCUUCCUUCAUACAUAUCAUAUUUGGUAGGCAUAAAAAUAUAGAACUUGUGAUCUCAAAGAUGUUUGCUGAAGCAGUUGGUUUAUUAUCUCGUGAGUGUAAAGAAAAAGAAGAUAUUCUAUGUUUUGGAGGUUCUUUAUCUUCUUUUCACCAAGAAAGAGGCUUCGGUAAGAUUGAUAUACAAGGCACCCUUUACGUAAGUGUCAAAUCAGAACCUUCAAAGCAUGAAGAGGUGGUUUUCAGACAUCAACUUUUGAACAAAUGAACAUGUAGUAAUGUAAAGUAAAACCCACCAAACUUCUUUCUUUUUUGCCCUCUUGUUUUAUUUCUUU
Arachis ipaensis is the source of this 2097-nucleotide messenger RNA. Its product is annotated as putative E3 ubiquitin-protein ligase LUL4. Gene Ontology annotation, biological process: protein ubiquitination. Gene Ontology annotation, molecular function: ubiquitin protein ligase activity. The record is from RefSeq and is a predicted model, not a curated record. Lineage: Eukaryota; Viridiplantae; Streptophyta; Magnoliopsida; Fabales; Fabaceae.